Molecule: messenger RNA, 2538 nt
Organism: Penicillium argentinense
Lineage: Eukaryota; Fungi; Ascomycota; Eurotiomycetes; Eurotiales; Aspergillaceae
Exons: 7
Coding region: 1-2538 (845 amino acids)
Biological process (GO): intracellular calcium ion homeostasis
Cellular component (GO): endoplasmic reticulum membrane
Molecular function (GO): enzyme regulator activity
Source: RefSeq, a predicted model, not a curated record
AUGCCUCUUGUCGCGCAGAACCCUCUGCCCCGGAUCAUCCUCGGGCUAAUGACCUUUGGCCCCAGCGAGGCCAAGGGCGCCCGUAUCACCUCCCUCGACGAGUACAAUCGCUGUCUGGACUACUUCCAGCAACAGGGAUUCAACGAGGAAGCCGGCGGGCAUAAGCCGGCUGUCGUGCGCGAGAAGCUCGAGCUGUCCCUGAAGGAACUUGGCGCCAAUCAGGUCGACAUUUUCUACCUGCACGCGCCAGAUCGCUCCGUUCCUUUCGCCGAAACUCUGGAGGCUGUCAACGAGCUUCAUAAGGAGGGCAAGUUCGUUCAGCUGGGUCUGAGCAACUAUACGGCCUUUGAGGUCGCGGAGAUCGUCACCCUCUGCAAUGAGCGCGGCUGGGUGCGCCCGACUAUCUUCCAGGCCAUGUAUAAUGCUAUUACUCGCAAUAUUGAAGUUGAGCUAGUCCACGCCUGCCGACGCUACGGCCUGGACAUUGUCAUUUAUAACCCUCUUGCCGGUGGUCUCUUCUCCGGGAAAUACAAGACCUCCGAGGUCCCCACAGAUGGCAGGUUCGGCAGCAACAGCUCCACUGGAAACGACUAUCGCAAUCGCUACUUCAAGGAUACCAACUUCGAGGCUCUGAGCAUCAUCGAGCCUGUCGUCAAGAAGCAUGGUCUUACCCUUGUGGAGACAGCUCUGCGCUGGGUCCGUCAUCACUCGAUGCUGAAAAUGGACAACGGCGGUCGAGAUGGUGUGCUGCUCGGUGUUAGUAGCUUUGGGCAGCUUGAGACUAAUCUCGAAGACCUGCAGAAGGGUCCGCUCCCCGAGGAGGUGGUGGACGUUCUUGACAAGGCUUGGUUGGUUUCCAAGCCGUAUGCCGCUAACUAUUGGCAUCUUGAUUUAAAGUACACUUAUGAUACUCAGGAAGCUCUGUUCAAGCCCAAAUCUAAGGCGCUGUCCCUGGACACUGGCGGUGGCAUGUCACGUGGAGCCCACCCGCCCGAAGCAGCCAAGGGCGGAGACAUGACGAAGGCGUCCAUUGCUCGGGGUAUCGUAUCGCUUCGAUCUGAUCUUCGUGUCUCCAAAGCGCCAAAUAGGCUCAUCCGGGAGCUCAACGUCACUGUGGCUUCGGAUAACAUCGAGCUUGGUGGAAACCGGCUACAAUCCAACGCGGACCCGGGACGCUGUUCCCACGAUUCAAACGACGACGACAUGGUUGUCAACCGCCCCCCGCUUCAUCGCCCAACAGAUGGCCGAUCCCAGCAGCCGCUACUAAAGGAUGAUCGUGAACCGAGAUUUUCGCGAUCUAGUUUCGGCAAUGGUGAUGCAGAGGGUCGGCCCAUGUUGCACCAUCACACCCGUCGACCAACCAUCCGGAGUAAAAGCCCGGAAUACGACGCCGCCCAAGCGACUCGCAAAAAGUACAUGAUUGCAUUGGGAUUUCUUCUCCUCAGCUUGGCAAGCUUCGUCGUUCAGACAGAAACCGCCGUAUACAUCCAGCAUGAUUUGCAUUGGGAUAAACCAUAUUGCAUGCUCUACAUCACUCACGGUUCCUGGGCGUUACUAUGGCCGGUCCAGCUCAUGAUCCUACGAAUCCAGAAACGUAAGAUGUCAUGGGAAGCAUUCUGGCGCCGCCAUGUCUUUCUUCUGAAGACCACCGCCCAGAUGGUAGAGAACCAGGAGGUCCACCUCUCCUCGCGCGCUUCCUACCGUUCGCCGAUCCCAUACAUGCUCAAAACUACUGCUUUCGUCACCACCGCCCUUACAAUUGCGGGAGGGUCAUGGUACGUCGCUGUCAACCUGACCACGGCCAGUGAUUUGACGGCCAUCUACAAUUGCUCGGCCUUCUUCGCCUAUGCCUUCUCCAUUCCUCUCCUCAAGGAGAAGCUGCGGUUUGACAAGGUCUUUGCGGUGGGUGUCGCCAUUGUCGGUGUUCUUGUAGUUGCUUACGGAGACCGACCGGAAAAGAAGGUCUCGAAAGGAGGAACAAUGAAGGAUGACCAGGAAGCUCAAAACCGGCUUCUGGGCAACCUGGUAAUUGGUAUCGGAAGCGUUUUGUACGGCCUCUACGAGGUGUUGUAUAAGCGCUUUGCUUGUCCCCCGGAGGGUACCAGCCCCGGCCGUGGCACUAUUUUUGCCAACACCUUUGGUAGUUUGAUCGGCUGCUUCACACUCUUGGUCCUAUGGAUCCCCUUGCCUUUCCUCCACUAUCUUGGCUGGGAGACCUUCCGAUUCCCCACUGGCGAAGCGGGAUGGAUGCUCCUCAUCUCGAUUACGGCUAAUGCCACAUUCUCCGGCUCAUUCCUGGUGCUCAUUUCCUUGACCUCACCUGUCCUCUCAUCUGUCGCCGCCCUCCUAACGAUUUUCCUCGUCGCCAUCGUUGAUUGGUUCCGCACCGGACAGCCACUGUCAUUUGCAGCCAUUAUUGGCGGCAUCUUGAUCAUGAUCGCCUUUUUCCUCUUGAGUUGGAGCACUUACAGAGAGAUGAACGAGGAGCGCAGAAAGCACCUCGAGAAUGACCAGGUAGAGUCAGACAGCGACGAAUAG